UCACCAUUUCUGAGUCAACAACCUGUGAUCACGCUAAAACAAACCGUAGCCCAGCCUCGAUCAUUUGUGCAAUCUUCUAGGCCAACAAAUAUACCGCCUUCACCACCACCACCACCACCGCCUCCUCCUCAUAUUCCACCGCCUCAGUUUUCUCUACCAUUACCCCCACCUCAACCUCGACGACAAACAAAUAUGGACUAUCGGUCUACAUUAUCACCAAAUGAAAAGCUUGGUCUUUGUUGUCGCAAAAGGAAUUUACCUAGUUCUUGUCAGACUUUGUGCAAUUAUGAUACUUUCACUGAUCGAUCACUUGUGAAUGCUGUUCUGACGAAUCAAUGUCCCGGUCCGCAACUUACGCAAGCAUUCGACUGUGCUACUUCGAUGGCUGAUCACACGGAAUGCUGUAUUCGUAAUGGUAUUGGAACAUUCAAUGGUGGGCAAUGUAUGGCAUUUUGCACCACACAUAGAGGAAACCCAAAUAAUGCUUUUCAAUAUAUCGGAUGCCUUCAAGUCUUCGAUCGAAUCAAGCAAUGCUAUUCUGAUUAUCAUAUUAAUCAUCCAAACAUCUUUGGUGAUUUUUAG
This is a messenger RNA of Dracunculus medinensis (Guinea worm), 582 nucleotides long. The record is from the annotation of a GenBank genome assembly. NCBI's taxonomy places the organism in Eukaryota, Metazoa, Nematoda, Chromadorea, Rhabditida, Dracunculidae.